AGUUGUAUAUGAGUGACAUAACUCGUAUAUACGAUAUUCUUAGUGCACAAUUUCGUUUGCAACAUAACAAGUCAGACAUGACGACAUAUUUGGGUAAGUUUCAGGCAACGAUUAUUGAAUUCAAUGAGCUUAUGCCAUUUGAUGCAGAUAUCAAAAAACAACAAGAGUAGUGGGAUCGAAUGUUUACCAUUCUCUGCCUUCGAGGUGUUUUUUUAGAGCUUGAGCAGAUUCUAGGUAAUACUUAUCUUUCGCCCUUGACGAAGGUCUUUGCUAGAUUACUUAGCACUUUAUCCUCUGCUAUUGAUCGUGGUGGUUCAGUCCCUGGAGAAUAGUAUGCCCUUGCCACAACUCAAACUAGAUCUCGUUCUAAUCAUGGAGGUAAUGGAGGGGGCCGUUGUAGUGGUCUUCGUGGUCAAUCUCAGUCCCAAUGUACCUAUUGUAAUCGUAUUAGCCACACCAGGGAGACUUGUUACGACUUUCAUGGUUGCCCACCUCACACGACCAAUACAACUCAAGUUGUUAGUGAUUGUUUAGAGAUCUAGGAUUCUACCAAUAGUGCCUGUGAUAAUACCAGUGGCUCCCCUUCAAUGACUAUCUUAGAAGGAGAGUAUGCUCAAUUCCUUCAAUUCCAUGUUGCACAACAAGCUACUUUAUCUGUUGCAUUGUUUGCCCACACUAGUAAUCCCAUAGUUUGUUUUGCCCAAUCCUCUUCUCUUGGCCCAUGGAUUUUUGAUUUAGGUGCUACUAAUCACAUAUCUGGUAAUAAUUCUUUGUUCUCUCAUAUCCAUAGCUUGGGGUCUUUACAUAUUGUUACACUGGUUGAUGGUUCACAAGCCUCAAUCAUGGGUAUCAAGAGUGUAAAACCCCUUCCUACAUUGCCCUUGUCAACUAUUUUACAUUUAUCACAAUGUCCCUUAAAUUUACUUUUUGUUAGACAACUUACUUGCAACCUAGACUACUCUAUAACCCUUUUGUCUGAUUUUGUAUUUGUCUACUAUUGGAGGAUCGAACAGACGAUUGGCAUGGGGUGUGAGUAUCGAGGAUUAUACCACUCGUCUCCAACCCACUUGUGAUUUACACUACUACUACUUACAUUGCUACAGGUUCAUUGUUAUCUAAGGCACCCAUCUUUGGUCAAUUUGAAGCAUAUGGUACCAUAUUUGUCCAAUCUUUCAUCAUUAGAGUGUGAGCCAUGUCAACUUGGGAAACACAGUUGUAGUCCGUUUCCCAAUUGAGUCAAUCAAUGUGCCAACCCUGCUUUCUUACUUGUUCAUUUUGAUGUUUGGGAACUUAGUCGUAUCUCUUCAAAACAAGGGUUUCAUUAUUUUGGUACCUUUAUUGGUGAUUUUUCACACACACUACUUGGGUAUAUGUAAUGAAAAAUCGAUUCGAGUUAUUUUCCAUCUUCACUAUUUUUUGUGUUGAAAUUUCCACCUAAUUUACUUUGACCAUUUGUACUAAUUCGUAAUGAUAAUGUACUUGAAUACCUAUUGCCCAUUUCAAUCUUACAUGUCAUCUAAAGGGAUUCUUCACCAAACUUCUUGCCUUGGCGCCCCCCCCCCCCCCCCAACAAAAUAAGGUUGUUGAACGGAAGAAUCAUUAUCUCAUUGAGACUGGAUGCACACUUCUUCUGCAGAUACAUGUUCCCCUUCAAUAUUAGGCUGAUGUUGUUUUGACAAGAUGUGAUAAAAUAUAUUAUCUAUUCUCCUUAUUUAUCUUGUAUUUUAUCUAUCUUGUACUUUAUCUUUAUCUUAUUUCUUUCUUGAUUAGGUUUAUUUGUAUUUUUCUUUGUUGUAAUCUAGUCCUAUAAAAUAUGAAUGUAAUCUCUAAAAUCUAGGAGAAUUCUGAGGAAACUCUUGUAUAAAUAUUUUUCAUUCAUAUCAAUAAAAUACACGGGAAUACGGCUUCCCUUCCUCCUUUUCUACAUUACAUGGUAUCAGAGCCUCGUUAAUAGGCUAAUACAGUAAACCCUAGUGCCUUCAUUGCACAGCUUCAAGUGCCUUCAUUGCACCGUCAUUGUUCAUAGUCACUGUUCACGUAGAAACGCUUCUGUCUGGUCACUGCCUUCCAGCACCGCCACCACUAUUAGGUUUGCUGUCAUUAGAUCGGCCGACCACUGGAGAACCAUUGCCAUCGGAGUCCACACGCACCCCCACGUGCCUCCCCACGCGUCGCUGUCAGUUCGCUUCCGACUCCACACGUCGGCGCGUGAAGGAGCAUCUAUAGCCCUUUCACCUUCGGCUGCUCUAGAUCUGAUCUCUAGCGUCUCUCUAGCCCAUCCCUGGUGUCAAAAUCUUCCUUUGCUGAGUGCUUCCAUUGCUGUCAGUUCGCUUCUUCCAUUGCUGGUUUCAAACUGCCGAUGCUAUUGCUGUCUUAUUUUUCUUUCUACCGAUAUUGUUGCUGAGUCUUCACCAUGACAGACAUUUCUGAGACAAAGAAUGGUGCUUCAUCUGACAUGCCAAUGGGGAGUUUGUCUAACAGUGACCUUCCAGGGUUACAUCAGUCUUAUAGGCUUGAUGGAAGGAACUACUUACAAUGGGCGCAGCUUGUGCGAACUUUCUUGAAAGGAAGAGGAAAGAUGGCCCAUCUGACUGAGCCUAGUCCAGAUGCUAAAGACCCUAAUUUUGCUGCAUGGAAAGUAGAGGAUUCCUUGAUAAUGUCUUGGCUGCGGGGCUCAAUGCACCUUGAGGUAAGUAAAAAUUGCAUGUUCUUGUCUACGGCUAAGGAGAUUUGGGACACUACAAAGCAUACUUAUUCUAAAGUGCAAGAUGCCUUGGUUAUUUUUGAUAUCAAGAUAAAAAUAAGUGGUACUAAAUAGGGUUCUCUAACUGUCACCGAAUACUAUAAUAAAAAAUGGAUAUUGGCUUGAGUUGGAUCAUUAUCAAGAUAUCAAGAUGAAAUGUAGUGAAGAUGUAGCCACCAUAACUGCAAUAUUUGAAAGAGAUAGGGUAGUUGAAUUUUUAGUAGACCUUAAUGCUGAUUUUGAUCAAGUAAGGGUGCAGGUCCUUGGGAAAGACAAAAUUCCUUCUUUAAAUGAAGUCUUUACUAUUGUUCGUAGUGAGGAGUAUAGGAGAAUAGCUAUGCUAAAUGAGACUUCUCUUGAGGGAUCUGCAAUGGCAAUUAACAAGAAAGAUGCUUCUUGGUUUAGGUCACAACAAGGUGAGAAUGUUUUUAAUCCUAAAGCUCAAAAUAAAGAUGGUUUAUGGUGUUCUUUUUGUAAGAAACCCAGGCAUACCAGGGAGACCUGUUUUAGACUCCAUGGGAAAGAAGCGAUGCUAAAUAAGGUAGGAGGAAUGGAGAAUCUUCAGAAUUUUCAACCCCGACGGCAAAUUCAAGCCUAUCAAGCUACCAAAGAGGAAGAGACUGCAUUGGAGAAGACAGAUUCAGUUACAACCGAUUCAUCUAUCAUGACCGAACAACUUAAUGCUGAAGAAAUCAGCAAGCUUAAAAGCUUCCUAAAGACUAUUCAAGGUGAUUCUUGUUCCAUGGCCCAAACAGGCACUGGACACGGGGAAGAAGAUUGGAGUUGGUGAGGAAUGGAAUGGGUUGUAUUUUCUGAAGACAUGCAAUGCUGAUCUUAAGGGGGAGAAACCUUCAGCCUACUCUUCUCAGUCAGC
Molecule: messenger RNA, 3617 nt
Organism: Diospyros lotus (date-plum)
Lineage: Eukaryota; Viridiplantae; Streptophyta; Magnoliopsida; Ericales; Ebenaceae
Exons: 2
Coding region: 2895-3533 (212 amino acids)
Source: RefSeq, a predicted model, not a curated record